Molecule: messenger RNA, 702 nt
Organism: Verticillium alfalfae VaMs.102
Lineage: Eukaryota; Fungi; Ascomycota; Sordariomycetes; Glomerellales; Plectosphaerellaceae
Exons: 4
Coding region: 1-702 (233 amino acids)
Source: RefSeq, a predicted model, not a curated record
AUGGAGGUCGCCGCUGUGGGGGUAUGGAACGUCACGACGGUAUACAUGAGGAAGGGUCACGGCAUGGGUGCUGGACUGUACAAUGACGCUGCCCUGCCCGAGUUCCACCAGGCCGGAACGCUUUGUAGGCGGGGGCAGCCAGUCCGGGGAUGGUGUGAUCCCCAUGUUGCUAGGCCGUUGGCUGACGUUCAACGACUCGGCGGAGACGGGUCACUAGCAUUUGGUGAAUGCUCUCGCAUGCUGAAGGCUGGUGGUGUGUGCUGUGGUUUGAUGACCAGGCGAGCCUCGACUACCAUCAACCUUCACGAUCGCGAAGAUGCCGAAGUCUUGAUGUUUUUGUUGUCCGCUGGCCAAUCAAUCUUCGUGAUGGGCCGAUGCAUGCAUAGCGUAACUUCCCACAGGUCAAGGUUCUUCGGAGCAUGCAACGAGCGCCCGGAUGAACAAGGAUGGCGUUUGCAGCCUCUGGUCGUGGCCAUGCAGGAGCCCACUGAGGGCACAAGCAACGUUACAACCCAUAAGAACCGGCGACCAACGACGUCUGUUUCCACCUCGCAACGCCAUCCUCAGCUUCUCCAGUUCCCACCAAGCCUCGCCAGAAGCCGACGAUCCCACCAAACCUGUGCCCUUUUCUCCGGCUCCGGCAUGCGCGCCACCCAGAACGCUCGAGUUCCAGGUCGUGGGCCGCCCGAGAAUACACAGUGA